GCCUUUCCCUUCCCAGUACAUAAAUACCUCUGCAACUUUCUAAAACCAAUCCUUCAACAAUCUGAUAGCAGUAAUAAAGAAUUUUAUUCCCAUUCUCUCCCCCAGUUCAUAUCCAUGGGGUCCUGCAUUAGCAAAUGCAAGCGCAAGAGGAAGCACCAAGUAGAGCCCAGCCAUGUAGAGGACAAGCUGGUAAUUUCACGAGCUCCUCCCGCAGCCUCUUCUCUUUCUUUCUCCUCAACUGAAAAACAGCCCCUCGAUCCUAAUUCUCCCACCUCUGCUUCUUCCUCUGUUUCCUCUGUUUCUUUCACCACUAGGAACACCAGCAACUCGUGUUCGCUAACGUCGUCGCUGUCGUCAUCGUCGAUAUCGUCCUCCGUUGUCAGCUCGAAGGAGAGGUCGUUCUCGAACGAGUUCUUGUACUCGUGCGUCAAGGAAAACCCACAAAUUAUACGCGUUGAUCCGGUCCGAGGAGUUCUAAAAAAGCCAGCGGCAGUGAAGAAUUAUUCCCCUGACUCAACACAAUCAAGGCAGUUCAGCUCAAUUCCGCAGAAGAGAGCUCGUGCGAAUUCGCCGGUUCUUUCGCGACAAAAGAGCUUUCGAAGGGAAAUCGAGAUUUCCAACUACGCGAAUUCGAUUCCAAGUAGGAAUCUGAGGUCUCCGUCACCAAGCAGAAGAUUCGGUGGGGAUCAUAACUACAGGGGUGAUUUGAAAAAUAGGCACAAGGACUUUUGUUGCAAUAACUCUGUUGUGGCCAAGGAAAAUGCGGUCAGCUCCGGGAUUUUAUCCGCGAAAAGAGAGAACAUUAGGCCUUCAAGUCCGUGCAAUAAUUCGGGUAGAAAUCGCGGUUAUUUGAUGAAUAGAGAGAAUAGCGUUUAUCGGAUCGGUUCAAAGAUCGAUGAAUUCGCGGUCGGAGAAGAAUUUUCGUCGAAGCGAGACGUUGAUGUCAUCCCCAUGGAGGACAUUGAUAAUCCUCUCAUUGCUUUAGAUUGUUUCAUCUUUCUGUGAUUUUUGGUGUGCAUAAUGCGUUCAUAUUCUGAAAGUUUUGAUUUUUGUUUUUCGUGUGUGUUUUUGCUUGAGGAGGUUGGAAAUUGUCACAUAGGUCAAGUUCUUGGAUUUAGUGGUUGUUGAGGAUGGAUUUUGUGUAAUUUCAGUAUUUGAAGCUCAUUUACGUAGCGUUACAAUCAUUUUUUGUAUGUAAUUGUGAUUUUUUUUGACUUUUUACGUGUCAUGCCU
Messenger RNA from Rhododendron vialii, 1233 nucleotides. RefSeq lists its product as uncharacterized. NCBI's taxonomy places the organism in Eukaryota, Viridiplantae, Streptophyta, Magnoliopsida, Ericales, Ericaceae. The record is from RefSeq and is a predicted model, not a curated record. The transcript has a single exon. The coding region runs from base 115 to 1005 and encodes 296 amino acids.